This is a messenger RNA of Drosophila bipectinata, 846 nucleotides long. RefSeq names its product RNA polymerase I subunit F (gene Polr1F). NCBI's taxonomy places the organism in Eukaryota, Metazoa, Arthropoda, Insecta, Diptera, Drosophilidae. Gene Ontology annotation, cellular component: RNA polymerase I complex. Gene Ontology annotation, biological process: DNA-templated transcription initiation. The record is from RefSeq and is a predicted model, not a curated record.
UCUACAAACCCAUGUGUUACAUUUGAAGAACUAUUUUACCUGAACGGAAUGGCCAAAAUAUUACAGAAAUAUAUAAAAUUUUCGACGAAGGAGCUGGAGAACUAUGCCGCCAACCCAGGAUCUUGCGUACGAUGCAUCAACACAGACAUGCACCUAGCAAUGGGCCCGUAUGGGAUGGACAGUUUCAAGCAAGCGCUCUACGAACUCCUCAUCCGCACCAAGGUGGGAAUCUACGAUACCAGGCUUGACGGCAUUUGUCUGGGUAUCAAGAACAUUAAGAUGCUAGGUCACACAGCGUCCCUGCGGGCAGACGACCCUACCAUGCACCUGCUCAUUAAUGCCGACUUCUACGUCUUCCGACCCGUUACGGGAGCCAUCCUGGACGGAGUAGUGCGACUCAUUUCGAAGCACCAGAUCAGUGUCGUUAUCUAUCGCGUCUUCAACACCACCAUCCGCUUCACAAACAAAAGGGAGUGUCGGGAAGGCAUUACCAUGGACCAGGAGAUUAAGUUUCGCAUUAAGAACUUUGACAUAAGCAAUGUGAUGCCCUAUAUCGAGGGAGAACUUAUAACGGAGGAGGGUGAAGGAGCUCAGAAACAGAACCGAUCGACCAAGUUUGGCAGUCCCCCGCCGGAGGUAAUAGAUGUGAAGGAGGAGAACGACGAGGAGAUGUUGGACGGCCUGCUGGAAGUAUUAAAGCAGGAGCCAGAUCUAUUGCCAAAGGAGGAGGAGAAGGAAAAGACCAAAAAGAAAUCCUCGGGGAAACGUAAAAAAACUGAAAAUGGCGAGAAGGAGAAGAAAAAAACGAAAAAAGUAAAGAAAGAAAUAAAAGACGAGCCAGUGUAA